This is a messenger RNA of Leptomonas pyrrhocoris, 1648 nucleotides long. RefSeq names its product tryparedoxin-like protein. The record is from RefSeq and is a predicted model, not a curated record. The coding region runs from base 803 to 1648 and encodes 281 amino acids. Lineage: Eukaryota; Euglenozoa; Kinetoplastea; Trypanosomatida; Trypanosomatidae. The transcript has a single exon.
AGGUAGCCGCAUUGUUGCGCUUCUCAGCUACGUAUACCGUAUCUAUCUAUCUACUUUUCUUUCCUUUCUUCUUCGUAAAUAUCUUACAUAUAUAUAUUGCCACACCAUUGUUGCUUAUUGCAUCCCUUCCCCUUUUCCUUCUUCUUCCCCCCUCGUUCUUUGCGUCUCAGCAAAGGUGGCGUGAAACCGUCCUUUCCACGUGGUCUGCCAACUGCGGGAAGAAUUCAUUGAAGAUAAGGGAUUGUAGAGGGUGUUCUCCUUUUGCAUUCUUUUUUUUUUCUCUCUUCCUGCGAACGCAGUGCAAGUUGAACGGAACAGCGCAGGGAAGUCUCGCUGCGUGCGACGCAUUGUGGGCGGUGUCAAGGGUGCGUUGGUGCGCCUUUCCCCGUCUUUCUUCGCAUCCUUUGCUUUUUCCCUUCUCUCCUUCUGCUUACGUGAAUUCAAACUUCUUCGGUCAUCUUUUCUUCUGUUCUCUCUCUCUCUCGUGUCCAAUUUUUUCUUUUGAAUAUUUCUCUUCUGUCUUUUUCUUUUCUUGUUCUACCCUCUUUCAUUGGCGUCUGCCUCGUGGAAGCCGCUCACACCUCUCCGCAAACCAAGCCAAACAGACGAAAGGGAGGGCAGGGCAGGUGCCGUCUACAUCCCUCGCCAACGUACACCCCAAUCAAUAAGAGUACCUUCAUAACCAAGUAGGGCAUCGCCCAAUCGAACUGCUGACGGUCCCAAGCGGCACAUAUUUAUAUACAUAUUUGCUGCUCCUUUUUUUCUCUUCGUCCCCCACACCGUGGUCACGGCUGCAUCGACAAUGCCGCUCGGUCACCGCGACGUACCCUUUCUUUCUCACUUUCCCGACCUGCAGCUCCUGCGGCAGGAUGGAAGCACCGUGCCUGCCUCGAAGGCCUUCGAGGGCAAGAAGUACGUGUUAAUCUACUUCUCCGCGCACUGGUGCCCGCCGUGCCAGCGCUUCACUCCGCUGCUCGCCGACUUCUACGACGAGCACAAGGACAAGUACGGCUUUGAGGUGCUCUUCGUCUCCUCGGACAGAGAGGAGGGGCGGAUGAUGGACUUUUUCCAGAAUCGCAGCAGCAACUACGUGCGACGGCCACCACCGCUCGACAGCAACGGGGACACCAACACGAGCAGCAACGGCCCGGCUGCCGUAUCAGCCACCGCUGCGUUGCCGGAGCCGUUACCGGGGGAUAAUUGUACGCUCAUGGGUUGCGACAUCGCGUCGUGCAGCAAGAAAACAACGCCUUCGUGCUCGCCGUUGGUGAACGCGACGGCGGAGCUCAACGACUUCCCGUUGGACAAUUUGAAAUUACGCACAGCCACCGGGGUCACGCGCACUCCCAAGGCAAACGGCCACGGAAACUGGUUGGCGCUCCCGUUCAAAGAAACCGACGUGGCUCGCUCCCUCGCUCGCGCCUACUCCGUGGUGUCCAUCCCAAAGCUGGUGGUCGUCGCUGUGGACACGAGCUGCACGGUGACCCGAGAGGGCAAGGCUAUGGUGCUCAAAGACCCCGAGGCGAAGAACUUUCCAUGGCGGUUUGCGGAAGGCUCCAUGGGGAGAAGGCCAGAUGGCAAGCGGGAGUGCAUUCUGCUGGUUUUUCUGCUCAUUGUUGGGGUCUAUUAUUAUAUAUGGGGGUUCUAA